GCUUGGAAAAUCGAGAUUCGGUGGAAAGUUGGUUCCUUCCCAGCGGUCGGUUCCAGGCUGGUGACGACUUGGACAAAGUUCCGUGAAAAGGAAAUCGAUUGCUUGUGGUUGGGUGUGAUGUCCAAAUACCAGAGGCCGUGGCCGUGUCGUCAUGGACUAGCGGGUGUGUCUCCGUGCAAGUGAUGAAGUCAUUUAUGUGCUCCAACGAUUUGUUCGAAGUUCUGUGCGCACUUUGAUCGUGAAUCCUCAAUCCGUCUGUGGUGUGAAGCUGGAUAGCUAUUUGUGGAAUGAUUAUGGAAUUUGGCUUGAAUAAGGGAUCCUCUCGGUUUUCCGGAAAACUCUAUCCGAAAACGGUGCUACGGAUGCCAGCCAGAUGUGGCGAUUCCGGUGACCCCGAUGUUUUGUUUACGUUUCAAGCGAAUGAUUAAAGUGAAGAGAAUUAUCAUCCCAUUCUACCCCUUCGGCUAUCGGUGGCGGAGAUAGCUGAUACGCCUUCGAAAACGUGCAAGAAGAAGAAAAAGGGUUUCUUCUCUCUCUUCUCGCCGUUUUAGCUUCCUCCUACAACCGAACGGGACAAGCAAACUUACAGCAUCGGACAGAAAAAUGCCCAAAAGAUUUUUUUCGUUAUUCCUAGCAAUAUAUUGUUUUUAAAUCCCAUAACAUUUUUUGUAGAAGAUGUUAUUCGCAAUACGAUUGUAAAAUUCAAAUCAUCCGGACAUCAAGAGCUUCAAAUUGCUAGCGAACAAUCUUUUCGAAGAUUGGCAAUCUAACUCGGUAAAAAGGAACGUAGCAGAAAUUUCAAUAUUGUUUGGUACCAAUAUUGUAGAAUACCAACCAAGUAAGCUAACUACAUGGUUGAAAGUCCCACAACAAUUGAGGGUAUUGCUCAUGUUCGUACUUUAAUAUUUAACUGGGGUUGAGGAGACGGUCUCUCUCAAUGCUUUUAUAAAUGACGCAAUUAUGUGUAUUUGACAGGCUGCAGAGCAAAUGCAACUAAACACGACAACAUUCUUUAAGUUUUUUCGUACGAUUUCAAGAUUGGUCGAAGUUCGAUACAGAAAAGUUGAUGGUCCGUGUGAAGCAGUUUUUUUGCAUCAAAGUUAUUAUCACGAAAUUGAAAUUACCCAUAAUUUCAUGAUGUGUUUCUCCAAUUUACUGAGGCAACAUAUUUUUAUGUUAAAUAGAAAAUGAGGUUUCGAAACGACUAUCUCUAGCGUGGUGCACUUUUUUUGUCCGAUACUGUAGUAGUAUCUGCUUUCUUCUCACUCUCUAUGUCUCUCUCUUGACACAAGAGAGACGCGCAACCCCAUUAAACGGGUUGGGAGUGGUAGUAGUAGGCUUGUUGUUAGUGGAUCGUUCUUGUCGCCGUCUUAUUACGAAGCGACCGCCGUGGGGUUGAGCUGCGGCGACUACUACUAGCGAUCGGAUUGUUUUGAAUUGAACUAAAAGCCAAAAUCCUGCCGUUUCCCAAAAACUUGUGUGCUUUUGUUCCGAUCCUACCAGUUCUACAUUUUUUUGUUUCUUGAAAUAAUCUUUUAAAUCAGUUGGAUAAGAUGAAUUGCCGUGUCUAGUGAACGAAAAGCGGAAACAGCACGGAGCAUUUGUUUCAGCAGCAACAGCAGUAAACCGUGCUCGGUGCAACAGCAAAAUGAUGAUCGACAAUUAUGAGUGCGCUGGAUACACGUUCUACUCGAAGUUUGAUUCAGGAAAUCUCGGAAAAGUUGAGCUGGUCCGGUGUGCAGAAGGACUCGGCAUCGUUGGCAACACGGUAUCGAGUGGUCCGAUUGGUAUAGGAACAGUAGCAGGAAGUGGAUCAUCGAACGUCGCGUCCAUCAGCGGUGUUCCCAUUAUCGGUUCCGGUGUUACCAGUAGCGGCAGUGGCGUGGUGAGCAACAGCACUAUCAUCGCUACCAGCACCAGUGCUUCAGCAAUCGUAGCAGCCACACUCGGCGUUGGCUUGCAUCAGCAGCAUGGAGUUACCGGCAAUAGUGCGAGCACCGCUUCGGCGAUGGCAGGACUCGGUCUUCCGAUACCGUCGCCGACACCGCACGCAACCGAAAAUCCGCUUGUGGAGAUCGAGUUCAAUCUAUGGACACGCCCGGACUGUGCGGGCACACCUUACGAGAACCAGAAUCGUACCUGGUUCCACUUUGCGGUGACGGGCGGCCGGCCGAACCAGAUCGUCAAGUUUAACGUGAUGAAUUUGAACAAACAGGCGAAACUGUUCAGCCAGGGUAUGCACCCGGUCACGAAAGUGGGCCCAAAUGGACGGUGGGAAAGGAUCAAAGAUAAACCAUCCUACUCGAUCACCAACGAUGUGUUCUACAUUUCGUUCCUGCACAAAGCACCAGAGAUCGGUUCGGAGCAGACGAAGAUCUACUAUGCGUUCACGUUCCCCUUCACUUACACGGAGCUGCUCGAUCAGCUGGCCACCUUCGAUCGCAAGUUUGGCCGCCAUCCGUUCGAGCUGAAUAAGAUGGCUUAUGAAAUAUCGCAAAAGUAUGAUACCAGUUGUGUCGCUGGCGCAACGAAUAGCACCACGCCAACGCCUGGUGAUGGUACGAAACAGCCCAGUAGUCGAAGGAAGGGAAAGUUGGCGAAAAUGGAACGUAUCGAUCGUACAAGUCCGGAGUCGUUUGACGAGACGGCUCGCGAUGGUACGGCGAUCGGGACCCCGAAACCAUCUUCGGACGCUUCCGAGUCGGUGCCGGUCGAGUCGAGUGCAGCGCUGCAAAAGACGGCGAAGCGCGAACCAUCGGGUAUGGUGAUUGAUGAGAAUACAUCCGAAUCGAUGCAGCAGAUAACGAAUCUUGUAAAUAAGGUGAAGAUCGAGUUACCACAGGGUGGAGGACCAGUGGCGUCGUCGUCGUCGUCCACUUCCGCAUGUAGCAAACUGAAGUUACCAUCGUUCCAUCAGCAGUUAAGCGGUAGCAGCGGUAGUACCGCGAAUGGCGUUGCACCAACGACUACGACGGUGGCGACAACGACGGAUGAUGACACGAAGGGUGCUGAGCAGCGCGAUGAAAUCUAUUACUACCGCGAGUUGCUCACCCAUUCGGUCGAACAUCGGCGAAUUGAGCUGCUAACGAUUAGCUCGUUCCACGGAAUCCAGACGGCUCGGGAGCCGCGUUUACGCAAUCUCUUUCCAGAAGAGCAGGCCCAACGCUGCCACACGUUUCGGGACAAGAAGAUUGUGUUCAUCUCAUCGCGCGUACAUCCGGGUGAAACCCCCGCCAGCUUUGUGCUCAAUGGUUUUCUGAGUAUGCUGCUCGACCGGAAGAGUAUCGUUUCGCAAACGCUGCGGCGCAUGUACGUGUUCAAGGUGAUUCCGUUCCUCAAUCCGGAUGGUGUUUACAAUGGACUGUACCGUUCGGAUACCCGGGGUCACAAUCUGAACCGCGUGUACCUAGGUCCUUGUCACGAAACGCAACCAGCGAUCUAUGCUGCACGUAAGCUCAUUAGAUACUAUCACCUGGGAACGGACGAAGUGGAACCGUACGAGCUGGAGCAAGAAAAGAAAAGUUCGUCGCCCGAAUGUAUACAUCAGGUUGCUGUAGGAGGUCCACCAAACACCAUCAACCAAGGUGAACCAAGCACUGCAGAAGACGCCGAAGGAUCGACGAGCACGGUUGCAACAUCGUCAGCACCAACGAAUGUUGGUACUAGUGCAGCGUUAGCAACGAAAAAAGGUAGACAAAUCUCGUCGAUUAUUGUCGGAUGUGCUCCACCACCCCCUACCAAUAUCGCGGCCAUCAUUGGGCCAACGACUGCCACCACCAAUAACACUACUACCACUAACUCCAGCCAGAAUCGAGCUACUACUAUUACUACUACCAACACUUAUACACAGAAUCACAAAGCUAAACUUCCCUCAUUGAUCGUGCCCUGUACCGGUGGCGGUAACACUAUCACUCCGAUCGCACCAAUCGCCGUCCCGGCGAAGCGGCUCGCGCCCUCGUCCUUAACCUCAUCUGCUGUAUUGUCAAUCGAGGGGAACCGGAAGCGACGAACAAUUGAGCAACAGCAACAGCAGCAGCGUUCGGUGAUAGCCUUUACGACACCAGCUGCCAAUGCAUCCCCCGUAUCACAGCAACAAAAACAACGACCUGCCGCUGCGGGGACAUCGUCGUCAUCGUCGUGGUCGGAUAAAUUGUUUGGCAAAAUACUGCGUCGCCGUCGCUCGAAGUCGGGCAUUGGCAAGGAUGGCAAGCUGUCACCGAUUGCACAGGCUUUACCAAGACCGACCUUACCGCUGCCACCGGUUGUCGAAGAGUGUCUUAAUGAAACGAAACAUGCUAACACUAUGCCAUCACCACCACCAUUAUCAACACCCUCCGACGAUGUUGCAACGGAUCUGACGAAUGUGUCUCCACUAACUGAUGAAUCGGAUUCUAUCGAGCAGGAUACACCACCGGCCUCUGAUUCUGGGUUUAGUGAAGCGAGCACCUCGUCGAAGGUCGUCACCAUGUCCAGUAUUUCAUCUGCUGGCAGUCCGGUGGAAGAACCGGAAGAAGGUGCACAGCAGGAACCAACAGCUGCCGCCAGCGUUACCGCAACUGAUCCAUCACUAAGCGUCAUCAACACUACCACCACCACAGCGGUAGCAAAUCCGACGUUGGCUCCAACCAAAGCGUUCACCGAAAAGCUUAUACCGGAGCUGAAUCCGAUUGUUAGCGAAGCUCCACCGGUGUCGUCCGUGCGACCAUCGAUUGCUGGUCGCAGUGGCUCCAGCCUCAGUAUUGUGAGCACUGGUAGCAAGAAGUCGGCGCAGGCGAAGGUUGACUCUGGCAAGGGAAGCAAGGGAGGCGGAGGGGCCUUUCAUAAGCAGCAUCAUUCGCUCAACAAACCCCAGUUUAUUGGUGUAACGCCGACCGGUGGUGGCACGUUAAAGUUGAAAGACUGUAUCAUCCAUCACCAUCAUCAUCAUCAUCACCAUCAUCAUGCACUUCAUCAUCAUCAUCAUCACACUGGUGCGAGUGCAGCAGCCAUCGGUUCGGUUGGUGGCGGUAGUACUGCUGGAGCAAAACUCGCAUUGGGAACGUUCAAAAAAGGUGCUGCCAGCAAACAACAGUUCCAGCAAUCAGGCCAAUCGAUUGCAACUUCGUCCUGCUGCUCAUCGCUUAUCGGUACUAAUACUGGAGGUGGUGCUGUCGUCCGUACUGCCACCGGUGAGCGCAUCCUUGGCGAGGCAAUGGGAGGCAAGUCACGGCCACAGACGCCCCAAACACAGCCAUUGACAACGGUCUCUUCGGCGUCGUCCUCGCUAAUGUACGGUGGUAGUGGUAGCCAUUAUCGAUCGCACCGCAACGAGUACCUCAAUCCGGGAGGUGGACCCCAACGCCAGCUGAACAUUAGUCUCGACUUCCUGACGCAGCAACUGGAUGAGCGUAACGAGCGGGUGGUGUACGAGGAUCGGAGCAAUCUGUUCAUGUACCUCGACCUGCACGGGCACGCCUCGAAGAAGGGCGUCUUCAUGUACGGCAACCAUCUACCCAGCACGGCCGAGGCGGUCGAGUGUAUGCUGCUGCCGCGUCUGAUGAGCCUCAACUCGCAGCACUUCCACUUUGAUGCCUGCAACUUUAGCGAACGCAACAUGUACUACAAGGGUAAGCGCGAUGGUCUGUCGAAGGAAGGUUCCGGUCGAGUGGCAGUUUACAAGUGUACUGGACUGAUCAAGAGCUAUACCCUCGAGUGUAACUACAACACCGGCAAGUGUGUCAACAUCUUGCCAGCCCGGGGCAAAGAGAUUGUCGCCAAAGCAACGCAUACGCUCGUCCCACCGAAAUACACGCCCGGUGUGUUUGAGGAGGUUGGAAGAGCACUCGGUCCUUCGAUACUUGAUCUCACCAACUCGAACCCUCUGUCCCGGUUGCCGAACUGCGAGUUUCGUACGCUACAGGGGCUCCGUAAUGCGCUGCGCAUAGAAAUCGAGCGCGGCUCAUCGAAGGCACGCGUAACCAAUAAGGGUCCGAAGGGCACACAUGCGAAACGGCUUGCCAACCAGCUGUCCAACUCGAUCGAGAUUUCGAAGGAGAACGCCAUACAGUGGGCAAACGCUAACAACCCGCUAGUGGUCGGUGGUGUGCCUGGUGCUGCUGCCUGCGUCGCUACUAUCGGCAAUCAAGGGAUGGUCCCGGGUAACGCUACUGCUUGCGGUACCACUGGCACUGCGGUGACCUCAACGAACGUUGUCAAAGUGAUCGGCGAUGAGCUCCAAGGCGCUAGUGGCCCUUCACUGGUCGCUGCAGCUGGUGUAACCACCGGUUCAACCGGGGUUAGCCGUAAUACGUUUCUGAAGGCUGGUUCGACGGUUUCACACGGCAAAACGGGCAAGAUAUCGCGCAAAGGAGGUGCAGGUGUUUUUGGAAAAAAGAAACAAAAAGUACUCUGCGAUGUGAGUAGUAGCGUUACGGGAGCCGGAGCUACUGUUGUAGCGGUUCCGGGUAAUGGAAAGAAGCUACAGGAGCUGGUACUGCGUGGCAGCAAGGACCAGCAACAACAGCAAACCCAGCAACAACAACAGCACCAGGUGCCUCGCAAGAAGAUCAAAGUGUCAGGGAUGGUCGGCGUUGGUAGUGGCAGCGUAGGAACGACUGGUGGACCUAUCGCAACUGGUUUGGAACUUUGUUUUAAAGGAACCUUUGGCAGUGUGGUCGGUUCGAGUUCCUUGCCCAACUUUCUCUCCGCGGUACCCGGUGCGGCGGUAGUCACCCCAAGCGUGAUCACCACAAAGAAGGUAAAAUCGGAAUCGAAGCUCCUGGAUGUGGACGAUAUGCAGUGUGAUGAUAGCUUCGAUGCUGCACCGUGCUGCUCAUACGGGUCUGGUUCGGCUGGUGGUGCAACCGUUGCUGCCGUGACCGAUGCAGAUCUACUGAUGGUUGCCGGUGGUUCAUCUUCACUUCUCGACGUCACAUCGGCUACUACGGCCAGCAGUGAUAGCAGCAACGGUGGUGCUGUUGGAAAGUGUCGCAAAACCAAUACGAUCGGAACGAUGACGACCACCACGGUGGGCACGGCUAAAGCAAAGAAGCAACCGAAACUGGCGAAAUCGACUAAAUCGACGGGCGGCGAUGCGAGCAAGAAGAUGCUGAAAAAGAAACGAUCGCUCAAAUCGGACAGCACAGGAUUGAAGCGCAAGAAGACGCGCAUCAAGCCCGCCUUGACUUGAAUGUAGGAGACGAAGAUGAUGAAGGACAGUACCGCCUGCUACCGUUCCUGCAAAGGAGCAACCAAUAUGAAAUUACUGAUUUAAGACGAUAUGGUCGACGUCUUCCCCGGGUACAUCGGAUGUAUGGAUUGUUUGUUCUGUUUGCUUGAAUUAUCUAUACUUCGUGCUUUGUUUGGCUUGUUUGAAAUUAAAAUUGCCCUGAAUAACUAACAGUACUUUUCGUCAUCGCGCGUACGCACCUGAGGUUAUCGAAAAACCGCUUCCCCUGACCGCCGGUCUGGUCUGUGGUGGGGAAACGGUGUGAUAUUUAAUUUGUAUUAUUCAGCUUUUAGGGUACAGUUUACUAUCUUGAUUGUUUUGCUUUCUGCAACAGAAUAUUAAAAGAGGAACAAAAUUUAGAUUUCACGCUUAUUUUGUUGUUAACACUAGUGUUCAGUUGGAAUAGUAAGCUGUGGAGCGAAAGAUUCGCCACACACGUGCAAAUGCCUGCUGUCCUUAAAACCGAACAGUUGAUAGUGAUAUACAUACACAUACAUAUACAUACUAAAUACAUUUAAGCAUUUGGUGUGCUCCGUUGACUGAUUCUCACGCCACAGUAGGUGUGAGAAGAGCAUUAUUGUAACAUCAAAUAACUCGCAAUCGCAAGCAUUUUUACGCAAAGGUAUUUGGUUUUAAAUGAUAGUGCUUAUCACAUGACGCUGUUGAAUUUGUUUCUUUUUUUUUUUUAAUUUUUUGGUUUUGUUUUUUGACGGCCACGACGACGAGAUAUGGUCCUCGGGACUGUGUAGGUUGUAGGAUGUAGGUGUAUAGUAUACUGUAUUAUCUCCCAGACCCACUUAGAAUAGUCACGCAUAAAGAGAGGAGGUUGAAUUGAACGAUGCCUCCUGGCCAUAGAAGCAACUUGCAGCAACACUAGUAGGUGCCUCAGGCUCCGUCUACUCGAUGAGAGCGCAUCACCACUUGCUUUGAUUCUACCGAGCAGCCGUUUAACGUUCUAGAGACCACCGUCAGCAGCUGGGCGCUAGAGAGUACAUGUACCAUAAGGAGGAAAAUGCUCAGUUAAGAUUCAGAAAUACACAAAAAGACUAGAAAACCACGCGUGAUGUGAUACGAGGUAGAAUGGAAUGCGAAGGGGCAGGUUAAAGUGGGGGAGUGGGAUUGUGGCAAUAGUGCAUCCAAACCAGAAGAAUCAACAAACUGAAAGUAAUAAAUAACAGUUCACAAAAUGGAGCUCUCCGUAGAUUUUUUUUCUUGAAGGAAAAAUCGUAUUGAAAAGAUUG
Molecule: messenger RNA, 8448 nt
Organism: Anopheles darlingi
Lineage: Eukaryota; Metazoa; Arthropoda; Insecta; Diptera; Culicidae
Exons: 8
Coding region: 1649-7168 (1839 amino acids)
Biological process (GO): proteolysis
Molecular function (GO): zinc ion binding; metallocarboxypeptidase activity
Source: RefSeq, a predicted model, not a curated record